Molecule: messenger RNA, 1791 nt
Organism: Vicia villosa (hairy vetch)
Lineage: Eukaryota; Viridiplantae; Streptophyta; Magnoliopsida; Fabales; Fabaceae
Product: cyclin-A2-2-like
Exons: 12
Coding region: 152-1411 (419 amino acids)
Biological process (GO): regulation of cyclin-dependent protein serine/threonine kinase activity; mitotic cell cycle phase transition
Cellular component (GO): cyclin-dependent protein kinase holoenzyme complex; nucleus; cytoplasm
Molecular function (GO): cyclin-dependent protein serine/threonine kinase regulator activity
Source: RefSeq, a predicted model, not a curated record
UUUUGCAAAUUUAAACUACAGCCUUGUCUCCCGCUCACGCUCAUUCACUCAGUCUUACGACUCCGCUUUUAUUUAUUAUCGCUUUCACUCUUUUCUUCAUCUUCUUCUCCUCCCAUAUCCACACACACUACCUUUCUUGUGGGAAGAGAAAAUGAACAAAGAAAAUGUUGAGAAUGUUAGGGUGACUCGAGCAAGAGCUAGAGCCAUGAAAGCGUCUUCGACUAAGGAUGGAGGUGUGGUUGGAUUAAGGGAUGUGACUAACACUUCAACAAAAUCAUCGCACAAAAAUAAGCGUAUUCAUACGUCAAAUUUUGAGAAGAAUGAAGCUUGCAAGAAGAGAAAGACCAAGGUAGCUUCAGAAGAAAAUGUCUCCUUACCAGCAUUAACAACCAAAGAGAAUGUUCAGUCAGAGUUGGCUGAAGAUUCUUCCACAUUAACAACAACAAUGAAAGAUUCACUGCAACUGCAAGUUCCACCUCAUCUGGUUUUUCCCAUGCUUUCAAUGCAGGCCUCUGUCAAUUCUCCAGUUGAAGAUAUAAAUCUGAUAUGCGAGAAGCUAAGAACCUCGGUUGGCUUUGGAAUCGUGGACAUUGAUUCGGAGGCAAAGGAUUCUCCUGUUUGGACUUCUUAUGCUCCUGAUAUAUACUAUAAUAUUCAUGUCAAAGAGUGUGAAAAGAGGCCACUAGCCAAUUACAUGGAGAAGGUGCAGCAAGACAUCACUCCAACCAUGCGUGGAAUUCUGGUUGACUGGCUUGUGGAGGUUUCUGAUGAAUAUAAACUAGUUCCAGACACACUCUACCUUACCGUGAAUCUCAUUGAUCGGUUCCUUUCCUGUCGCGUGAUUACAAGACAGAGGCUCCAGUUGCUGGGUGUUACUUGCAUGCUGAUUUCAUCUAAGUAUGAAGAGAUUUCUGCUCCCCCGCUAGAAGAAUUUGUCACCAUCACGGACAAUACAUACUCGAAAAAAGAGAUUUUGAAAAUGGAGAAAGAGGUACUGAAUGUUCUACAGUUCCAGUUAUCUGUUCCUACAAUCAAAACAUUCCUCAGGAGGUUCAUCCAUGCUGCACAAUCUUCUUACAAGGUUGCUUAUCCUGAACUGGAAUUCAUGGCAAACUAUUUAGCAGAGCUUGCACUUGUUGAAUACAGCUUAUUGCAGUAUCGACCUUCCAAGAUAGCAGCAUCUGCAGUUUUUCUCGCCAGAUGGACCCUUGGCCAGUCAGAACACCCAUGGAAUCCGACUCUUGAGCACUAUACAAAUUACAAAACAUCAGAGCUUAAGACUACUGUCCUUAUACUGCAUGAUUUGCAGCGUAAUACCAAAGGUUGUGAUGGUGUCCGCGAAAAAUAUCAACAAGAUAAGUUCAAAAGUGUGGCGAAUUUUUCUCCGAAACCGGUGGAACCGCUUUUCUAGGCUCAACUGUAUAAGUUAAAGAAUAAAGAAUAACUUUAGAAAAUUUCUGAUCAAACAUAUAUGGAAGGGGAGAGAUUAUGUAUGGUUGUAAAUAUUUUGCAAUCAAAUUUUGAUUCUAUUCAUUUCCAAUUACGGUCAAUUCAAUUCUAUUCCGUAGUUGUGACUUAUAGGAUGGUACCAACCUCUGGUGCUUCUUGAUCUCCUUAUAGUGAAGUGAAUGAUACAAUGACAGUAGAGAAUUGUAUUAAUAAUAAUGUUACUUUUGUUGUAACAAACAUUCUUAUUUAUAUUACAAUAAAAACCAAUGGCAUGUUAUAUCGUUGUACCGAUUUGAUUUCGUUUCUUUAUUCGCUAAAUACACUAUAAAUUGUUGCCAAAGU